AUGUUUUCAGGCAAGCUUGAUAGAAAGAUUUGCGACAAGAAACUCAGCCUUAAUGUCCAAGGAAAUUCGGGAGCUGCGACGAAUGGGGGUCGUGGAACCUUCCACAGCAAGAGCGGGUUUUCUGUCGCGAAUGUUUCUCAUUCCCAAACAAAACGGGAAGAUUAUCUAGCGAAACUAGACCUGUCCCAGGCGUACUUUCACGUCCCGAUAAAAGAAAGCCACAGAAGAUACCUUUGCUUCUCGUACGCAGGGGAGCUGUUCCAGUUGACAAGUCUUCCGUUCGGUUUAUCGAGCGCGCCUCUGGCCUUCUCUCGCCUCACGAAUUGGGUUGCAAGCGUCUUAAGAUCAAAAGGCAUUCGAGUAGUAGUAUACCUGGACGAUUUUUUGUUCGCUCACCAGGAUCCUCUAGUGCUCGAGGAUCAGGUUCAUUCAGCGGUGAGAUUUCUGCAAAGUCUAGGAUGGGCUGUGAAUCUAGAAAAGUCCAUAACAAAGCCAACCAAUCGCAUAGAAUUUCUAGGUGUCAUGUGGGAUACGAUAGUCAACCAGAAAGUUUUGCCAGAGGCAAAGAUAGUACAACUAAUGUCCGAUCUCCAGAGAAUUUUAAAAAAUCCUUGUUGGAAUUGGAAAUCAGCAACUUCGUUGAUAGGGAAGCUGGGAUUCGCUUCUUCGGUAACUCCUUUGGGGCGACUUUAUACUCGAAACCUUCAAAGGGCAGCCAAGGUUCUAAAAGAAGAGACUCCCUUCAAGAAGCUGGUCAUGCCAGCUCCAGCCAGGGCCGAUUGUCAGUGGUGGAUUCAAAAUGUUCGAAAACCGGGAAAGAUAUUCAUGCCCGAUCCUACUGUUUUUGUCACGACGGACGCGUCGGAUGCCGGCUGGGGUGUUCAGCUGGGUCAACAACAUCGGGCGGGAAUUUGGACAAGGGACCAAGAGAAAUGGCAUAUAAACAGAAAAGAGUUAUUCACGGUAUUUAUGGCCCUGUCCAAAUUUCAAACAGAUGUACAAGGCCAGUCACUGAUGCUUCAGUCGGACAACAAGACUGUUGUGGCAUACCUGCGGAACCAGGGGGGUACACGGUCAGCGAUCCUUCUGGAAGUGACUCGGGAGUUACUGCUGCUAGCAGAUCGCCUGGAUGUCACCAUUCAAGCCUUUUUUAUACCAGGCAGGUACAACACAGUAGCAGACCGUCUAUCCAGGUUCAUGGCUCUCCCAGACUGGCAUCUGAGCGAAUCUAUAACAAGUCUGAUUUUCAGAAAGUGGGGAGUGCCUCAAAUCGACCUCUUCGCUACUCACCAGUCCAGAGUUGUUCCUUGUUAUGUGACGAUAGAUGCGCGGGACUCGGAGGCGAAAUUCAUAAAUGCGUUCAGUCAGGAGUGGCACUUCAACCUGGCUUGGGUCUUUCCACCUCCUCCUUUGAUUCCCAAGGUUCUCCAACAUCUCAACAGGGCGUCAGGAGUUUUUCUGCUGGUGGUGCCAAGAUGGGAGAAAGCGUUUUGGAGGGGACCUCUGAAACACAGAGCCUUAGAAGCCCCCUUCGAGAUUCGAGAUCUAAAUCGGCACUUGAUCGACCUGUCAUCCAAUCGCUGUCCAGAGAAAGUAGAGGAACUUCAUUUAGAGGUUUGGAAGAUACGGGUCCGCUUGGCGGAACUCAACAUGGAGGACUUAUGGUUCAGCCUGGAAACAGUGGGUCUCGUGGGGAAGGAAGAAUGGGGUAAAUCCUAG
Molecule: messenger RNA, 1719 nt
Organism: Amyelois transitella
Lineage: Eukaryota; Metazoa; Arthropoda; Insecta; Lepidoptera; Pyralidae
Exons: 3
Coding region: 1-1719 (572 amino acids)
Molecular function (GO): nucleic acid binding
Source: RefSeq, a predicted model, not a curated record